This is a messenger RNA of Nycticebus coucang (slow loris), 7532 nucleotides long. It is a transcript of the gene LDLRAP1, whose product is annotated as low density lipoprotein receptor adaptor protein 1. NCBI's taxonomy places the organism in Eukaryota, Metazoa, Chordata, Mammalia, Primates, Lorisidae. The coding region runs from base 140 to 1066 and encodes 308 amino acids. Gene Ontology annotation, cellular component: early endosome. The transcript is spliced from 9 exons. The record is from RefSeq and is a predicted model, not a curated record.
CCCCUCGGACGUAACCACGGAGCUCGCGCCGGGGAGGGGAGGAGUGCGCCUCCCGCGCGCCGCCUGACCGGGCGGAAAGUUUUUCCUGACGGAGUUUUGGCCGCGGCGACUGCAGCGGCGGCGACGGCCAGAGCGGGCCAUGGAUGCCCUCAAGUCCGCGGGGCGGGCGCUGAUCCGGAGCCCCAGCCUGGCCAAGCAGAGCUGGGGGGGCGGCGGCCGGCACCGCAAGCUGCCUGAGAACUGGACAGACACUCGGGAGACUCUGCUUGAGGGGAUGCUCUUCACACUCAAGUACCUGGGCAUGACACUGGUAGAGCAGCCCAAAGGCGAGGAGCUGUCAGCUGCUGCUGUCAAGAGGAUCGUGGCCACAGCUAAGGCCAGUGGGAAGAAGCUGCAGAAAGUGACUCUCAAGGUAUCACCUCGGGGAAUUAUCCUGACUGACAGCCUCACCAACCAGCUCAUCGAGAAUGUGUCCAUUUACAGGAUCUCCUACUGCACAGCAGACAAGAUGCACGACAAGGUAUUUGCAUACAUCGCCCAAAGCCAGCACAACGAGAACCUCGAGUGCCAUGCCUUCCUCUGCACCAAGCGCAAAAUGGCACAGGCUGUCACCCUUACCGUAGCCCAGGCCUUCAAAGUCGCCUUUGAGUUUUGGCAGGUGUCCAAGGAAGAGAAGGAGAAGAGGGAGAAAGCCAGCCAAGAGGGCGGGGACGUCCUGGGGGCCUGCCGUGACAGCACCCCCUCAUUGAAGAGCCUGGUCGCCACUGGAAACCUGCUGGACUUGGAAGAGACAGCCAAGGCCCCACUGUCCACAGUCAGCGCUAACACCACUAACAUGGAUGAGGCACCUCGGCCUCAAGCGUUGAGCAGCAGCAGUGUUGUCUGGGAGCUGGAUGACGGCCUUGAUGAAGCAUUUUCCAGGCUCGCCCAGUCGCGGACGAACCCUCAGGUCCUAGACACUGGACUGACAGCGCAGGACAUUCAUUAUGCCCAGUGUCUCUCGCCUGUUGACUGGGACAAACCUGACAGCAGCCUGACAGAGCAGGAUGACCUCUUCAGCUUCUGAGGGCAUGGGCCCAGCAGGACACAGCCAACCUUGACACGUGAUGGACCAAACCAUCUGCAGCCAGGGAGCCAGCCCCAGGACCUGCCAGCCACUUCUCUGGGCUGAGGCACCAUCAGCCUACAGAUCAAAGCUGCAGCCAGUCAAGCAUGGGAAAGAGAUUUUUUUUUAAUCCCUGCUAUUUUUCUAAGAACUGAAAGAUGCCUUGAAUAUUUAUUCAGUGACUUCUGGUUUGUGCUCAGAAGCCAGUUACGUCAGGCAUGACUCCUGCUGUGUGACGUGUGCAGUGCUGUAACCGGCUCCUCUUCACUCUUCUCAAGCAAGCUUGCUCUGACUGUGGGUGUCAGGAUGGUGACCAAAGCAUUUCUUGUCCCUUUUCUAAGGACCUGAUUUCCACAGAGGCAUCCCUGCUCCUGGCUGAAAGCAGUCAGAUUUCUGUCAUCUUUUGAGCAGAGGACACCCACAGCCUCAGGAGAGGAUUGUGUCCUCAAGCUCACCUUUCUCAAGGCCCAGCAGGCCUGGGCUUGAGCCCCUGGACCCUGAGGCCCUCAGAGACAGAGGGGCAGCUCCUGACCAAAGGCAGCACACUGUUUGGCACUUUAGAGCACACACAGCAGGCGUGGCCCCUGGAGGGCUCCUUGCAGGCGCUGCAUUGACUAGAGCUUUCUCUCUGCCCUUGCUGGAAGGGCCCACAGUCCCUGUGGAUGGUCCCCAUCAGUGCUUGGAACCAGUGAAACUGCCCCCAACUCCCAGAGUCUGACUGCGACCAUGGGGACACUCUCUGCGACUGGCCUCCAUUCAUGUCCCCAUCCCUUCCUUCUCCCCCUCCUGCAGAUCCUGCCUGCUUUUCUGUUUUGUCCGUGUGUCUGUGCGUGAGUUCUCUGAGCCCCACCCCUCAUACUUUGGGAUGCUGUGUGAAACUUUCACCUAGGUUCAUUUGGAGGUAUUUUAUGGCCAUUCUAUAGACGAGGAAAUAGGCCACAAGUGUGGAAGGGGCCGAGUCAAGUGUAGAACCCAGACCUGAUGCCAAAGCUGCUUUCUCUGCCUCCACCGCUCACAACUCACACCUCCUUUUUUUUCUAGCUUUGUUGUCCUCCCAGGAACCAAAAAACCUCAGCUAUUUUCUGACCAAAAUGUGUUUCAUAACAAACCAUCUGGUGCCUUUCCACACAGAACUGGCAUAAGCCUCUGCGUCCUGCUAGCUGUCUUGCUGUUGAUUUCCAUAAAAAUGCAAGUGUUUGAAGUCUGCUAAUUCAGAGGGUGAAACAAAAUCAAACUCUGCAAGCAUCACGCUGUUCUUUUUCCUGACACUGUGACCAGUCAGGACAUAACCAGCAGAACUCUGUCUUUAGAAUCUCUCUCUUUCCUCCUUUCCUAACCAAGUGGGGCUCUUGGCAUCCUGAAGCUCAGCAAAGAUGCCAGCAUCUCCUUCAUCCUGAGGUGCCUCCCAGUGGCACCUCCCAGUGACCUGGCUUGUUAAAGAGAGUUUCAUGGGCCCCAGGAUAAACACACAGCAUUUCUUUUACUCAGCUUAUCUAAGCUUUUCAAUUGGAGCACAUUAGAUGAAAGAGCAAGGGUGAGGGGUUGGUGGUCUUCAUCAAGAGUAUGAGGGUAACUCUCUUUCCCGACCCCAGCUCUGCAGCCCCACUGUCACCCCAGACCUUGGUUUCAGCUGCUGUAUUUGUCGUAAGGUACUAGUGCAGAGCAUGACAUAUGCCCAUGACAUAGGGCAUGUCGUAAGGCACAAGGGGGCUGGGAUACUGAGAAAGAUGGCUGGGUUUGUGUGAACGUUGGUCUCUUGCAGCGUUGGUCUCGUUGGGAAGCUGUGUGUUUCCUGCAUAUCUGCAGAUAAGUCCUAUUGUGCUUUACCUUGUGAUGCCAUGAAGAAAGUUCUAAGGAGGAAUAAACUAAUAAAUAAUCUUUUUGAAAUAUAAGCAGCACUUAAAUGUAGUGACCUGGUGGCCAAGAGUACAGCAUCUGGUGGCUCCUGCCCUUCCGUGGUGGAAGCAGCAGUGCCCAGUCAGACUGUGUGCCUUGAUGCAGCGCGGUGAGUGGGGGGUGAUGGUCUCAGGGACCCUAGGUUGAAGGCCCAAUGGCCCCCCUUUUUACCAGCAGAUGGGUAUACGUGUGAUGAGGUUACCUCUGGAUGACUUAUCAAGGCCACACCAGGGAUCCCAUGUGUCGGAACUGAAGAGGGCUGUGAACCCCCUCAAGUGUGUACAAGAUUGUUGUGUGCUCACAUGGGCUUUUUCCCAGGAGGAACAGGAGGUAUGUCUCUUUUCCAUCACAUUCUCAAAUAGAGCCGCAGAAUUUAUUCACUUAACAGACUUACUCAGUGCCAAACAUGAGCUUGGCCUGGGAUAAUGUUCUGGGGGGCCCAGGUGAACUCAGGAUAUGUGGCUUCAGUGUGAUGGGGGUGGUGGUGAGAAGUGUUUUGGUGAACUGGAGACCUAAGGUCUAGCUCUGGCUCUGUUGCACUUGAUCAGUCAGUUACCUCUUCCCUCGAGCCUUGGCUUUCCUAUCUAUGAAAAGGGUACAACAGUCUCCCCAUUUUCUACUUCCCUGUUUUUUUUUUUUUUUUUUUUGAGACCGUCUCACUUUGCUGGCCUUGGUAGAGUACCAUGGUGUCAUAUCUCACAGCAACCUCAAACUGUUGGGCUCAAGUGAUUUUCUUGCCUCAGCCUCCCAAGUAGCUGGGACUAUAGGCACCCACCACAGCACCUGGGUAUUUUUAGAGACGAGGUCUCAUUCUUGCUCAGGUUGUUCUCGAACUCCUGAGCUCAGGGGAUAUAUCCACCUUGGCCUCCCAGAGUGCUAGGACUACGGGCGUGAGCCAUGUGCCUGGCCUACUUCCCUGGGUUUGUGUGACUCAGAGGUGACCAUUAUCACAUUGUUGGUAGUAUACUCAGGAGGCUUAGAGGUUUUCUUAGGGCAAAAGGCAGUUUGGACCAAAUACAUUUAAGAAAGUCAAAAUUGAUAAUACUAGCUUAUAUUAACUGAGCUCUUACAUGGUGAGGCCUGUGCUGUGCUGUGCUCUUAACUAUCUCCUUAUAAUGGCCGUGUUGCACCCAGGUAGUUUUAGCUCCUAGUACUGCUGAGGGCACCAGGGCACAGCAAGGAAGGCGGGUGCGCUGUAGUAUUUGGCAAGGCACAGCUUAGACACAGACCCUCACCUGUGUCCUGGCCUCCUAGCCCCAUCUGGUUGAGCAGCCCAAGGCCGCCUCUUGAUCUGUGUAGUGACCUUCACAGAAAGGCUGCUCUCUUUAGCUUCCUCCAGCCAGCCCUUCAGCUGCAGCUUGUGGGGGUUCCUUGGGCAUUUAUCUCUUUAUCCCUUCUGAACAGUGGUGUUUUAAGUGUCCACAACUCAGAGGACGAGCCCUCUGAUGUCAGCCACUGGGCACACUCCCUGUGAAUUCAUAGAUGACUAAGAAAUUCUCUCCUUUUUUCUUUCUCCCAUAAUCUGAAAAGACACCCAACAAGUUCAUCUUUCGGUUUAAAUUUGGCCAAUGUCUUUGGUCUCCGGAUGUCUCAAAUUAUGAAUCCUGAACACCCGCUGUCUGUUCUUUCAUGCAUAAAGGAUAAAGCCAGGAAGAACAAAGUCGUCUUUCAGAUUUGAUGUGACCUUCAGCUUCACAGAGUGGAUGUAGGGGUCUUCUUUCCCAGGAGAUAACCAUCCAAAUUAAACCUCUCCAAGGACUUCUGGACAAGCCUGGAUAGGGAAUCUGGGUACAUUCUAUGUCUGGGGUGCUGGCUUGGGGCCUAGGCUUCAUCCAGCCUUCCACCCUCCACCAUGUCCCACAUAAGGAUUAGAGCAGGUGGCUUGUUUGUUUCUUAAGAAGAACCCCUUGUCCCCAUUAGGUUCUUUACACCUGACAUUAGUGACACGUAUUGGUCCUUACAGCCAUCUGCAAGGGGGUCCUAGUCCCAUUCUCCAGUUAAGGCAACUGGGUGAGGGUCUGGGAAGAUGAGGAAGUUGACCAAAGUCUCACAUCUCUUAAGAUGUGAACCUGGGAUUUGAACCCCGCCUGACUCCAGUGUGUAUUUCUACUUCACUGAACUGAAGGGCAAACCCCAGCUGAGCUGCUCACGCUGUGCCCUCCCUUACCAGCAGCCCAGCUACCACCAAAUAUACCAGGAACUGCUGGCCAGCAGGUGCUUCCACAGGCUGAGUGGCAGGCAGGGCUGAUGUCUUGGACUGGCCAGAACCCCCUCUUCUGUAACUGUCCAGUUUAGGACCCAGCAGGGCUGUGUCUUAAUAUGUUACCUAUCUUGCCCCCAGUGGCAUUGCCCAGCCUGUAAGACUAAGCUUUGGUGAGGAGUCUUCCCUGGGAACAACAGUGAAUGCCAGCCUUGGAGAGGGCAGGAGGGAGGCCAUACAUCUCUGGAACACCAGCAGCAUCGAGUAUGGGCGUUAGCUAGUUUGGGCUGCUGCACUGUGACUGCACCUCUGUUAUAAGCCCAUUUUAGAGUCAACGAUGCUAAAGCCCUCGGAGGUUGCACGGUCUGCCAGCCUCCCACAGCUGGUAAGGGACAGGUGUGGGACUCAACAGCCGUAUGUCCCCACCGUCCCUAGUGGACCUGCUUCUCUGUAGGUCACCUGGAACAUUUGCAGAAUACAAUGACCUUGCUUACCUAGGACCUUCUGAACCCAACAAGGGUACCCUUAGCUAAGUGUCCAGCACAGAAGUGUGGGACCAGAUUGAUGCCUUACUUCCAGCUAGGAUAGAUGUGGGCUAGUUCAUAAGUCCUUGUUGCUAGUCAACAGUUCCGGCCUGUGUGGACAAAGCUGAGUCAUAGCUACCCUUGACCCCUCAUGGCCCAGGGGUUGUAGUUCAUGGUGCCCUGGAAAGCGCCAGGGUUUGGGCUGGGUUUGCAGCAUGCCAGUGGGACACAGAAGGUCAGAGCUGGGCUGAGGAAACCAGGGCAGCCUCCUAAGGAAGGAAAUAUUCCAUCUGGGCCUCAAAGGAAGGGCAAGAUGGGUGGAGACUGCCUUUGUCAGCCUGGGAGCCCUUUGAGGCCAGGCCUGACUGGUUCAUCCCAUAGCCUCAAUGCCCAGCAUAGCGCCUGGCAUGGGGUGGCCAUCAAUGAGUCAGCUCAUCAAAAGGGAAACCAGCCUGGCUUCCCAUGAGUACCUGCUGAGAGAAGGGGCAGCCCUGCACCAGCAGGUGUAAUGAAGCCUCAGCAGGCCCAUGGUCUACUCUGGCUUUUCAAAGCUAUUGCAGGACCAGCUCCCCUAUGCACACUGGGCUUAGGCGUUCUGGGUCUCUGUGCCACAUAACUGGUGGCUGGCACGCCUAGCUCAGCUUGAUUUGGUGGAACAUGGUGUGUGGUCCACCCCUCUGCCCCAACCAAAGAUCUUGGUUUUCAAACUGUCUUCAAAGCAAAAUGCUUGAAUGUCAGUGUGGAAGAGCCUCUUAAGGGUCUCCAGCCCCACACUGUUCACAUUUGGGAGCUGAGGCCUGCAGAGGGCACAGGACAUCUCCAGGAUGCUCAGGCAGUGGAGGGAGCUGGGAUUUGUCCCAUAUUCUCUGCGGACUCCAUACCUGGUCAUCUAUCCUCCCAGUGCAGAGAAAUCUCUCCCACUGUUACCAGAAGGGGGCCACAUGCUGAAGGUCUGCAGGGCUUACACAGAAGUGGAAAUGAUUAUGAUAAGGAGAGGCUGAAGAAAGGACCUUUGUGAAUUCUCAAGCACGUAAUGAGCAUCAACUCAUCAUCCGUCUCUUCAUUCUACCCCUCAAUGGCCCCGAAGUCUCAUCUGCAGCUCAAGUUGCUGGCACAGAUGCUUGAAAGAGAGAGCACAGAGCCGUAAUUGGAGGCGUAGCCCCUGGAGCCACAGCAAACUGGGAUGGGUUUGAGUCCUGGAUUGGCCACUUAGACGUGUAAACGAUACCAUAUCCUAUGUCUCAGUUUUCUCAUCUGCAAAACAGGCUAACAGCACUGUCCAAACAGCAUGUUGUGAGGGGUAAAUGAGCUGACAUGAGUGCAUGUCUGUGAGGUACUGAGAAGUUCCUACGCUGUCGCUGUCACUAUUGUGGUUAUUAUUGCUGUUGGGGGCUGUCUGGGAGUCGGGGGAGGACGGAGGUGGGCGGGGAAGAUCAGUUUCUCUCAAGGGGUAAGGCCCACCCACCCAAGUUGGCAGAGCCAAGGAGGAGAGGGUCAUGUCCUACCAGCUUCAUCCUGAUGCCACCUGGGCGCGUGCCCUGACUCCUUUCCACCACCAAGUUGUGCCCUCAGGAAACUCUGCAAAAUUCAUUGUCAAGGCAGGAAACAUUCCACUCCCACUGUUUCAAGGAGGAAAGUAUUUAAUAAAGAGAACCAGCUCACAAAACCCCAGGAAGGGCCAGGGUGCAAAGGAGCUACCUGCAAGGGCCCCAAGGUCUGAGAAGGCCAGAGCUGAGGGAGGCACUGGGUGCCCUGGCUGCUCCUUAGGGCGUAUGGUGGCAAGGCCAUCAGGAGGAGUGGUUUGCAG